AUGAAUAAUAUCCUAUGCAAAGAUCAUCCAGAUAAUUCAAUAAUUUUUAUUAUUUGGAAUUAUACAACUGUUAAAUUUGUGUGCGAUGAGUGCAUGGGAACAAAUUUACUAGAAGGAGAUUAAAAAUAAGAAAAAUGGAAAAAAUUGGCAAUCAGGAAAGCCUUCAAGGAGCCAGAAUACUUCCUAACUUAAUUUGAUUUAAAUGAAUAAAGCAAAUUAGUUAUGACUACCCUUUAAAAAUGUUAGGAUGCUUAACUUAAAGAUAUUAUUUAGAAGAUAGAGUUAUGCAUUAAAGAAAUAUAGUUAAUUUGUGAUAAAAUUAUUGAUGAAUUAAAAUAGGAAGUUAUCAAAUUAAUAAAUGAUAAAGACUUUCUUAGGAAUUAACUUCAUAAAGUAUGAUAUAUUUAAAUAUAGGUUUCCUAUUAUUAAGAAUUUAAAGAUUUAAUCGAAAAUCUUAAUAAUACUAAAUCAACAGUCUCUCAUGAUGUUGUUAAAUAGGCAGAAAAUAAAUUAGAAAAAUUAUUUUAGGAUAUUGGAAAAAAUUCAGCAAGUUUUAAUAAAGAAAUAUAAUAAGUUUCAGAGACAGUUAAAAUACAUAGGAUUAAUGGCUUAUAAGGAAUAGUAUAAUUAAAAGUGUAAAUAGAAUAAUUUAAACAAAUAUCCACUUUUAAAUUUUCAAGAUUAAAACCAAUUGUUCCUGAAGAAUAUUUUUAAUAUCUUCUAAAUAAAAUAAGUCUAGAUGCAAAAAAAUAAAUUAAAUCCACUGAUCGCAUAUUCAAUUUAUACAAGGAUAAUCUGAAUUCAAUAAAUUUUUGGAAUUGUGUUAAGGAUAAAGAAAACUUAUUAAUGAUAUUUGAAUCACAAAGUGGGAAUAUUUUUGGUGCCUACACUCCUUUAAAGUGGGUUUAUGAAGAUAAGGAGAUAAUGGAUCCUUCAUGCAAUUCAUUUUUAUUUUCAUACACUCACAAGUCUAUACAUUAAAAUAUAAAGAAUCGCUGUGCAUUACUUUUAAAAAAAGGUAAAGGUCCUUGUUUUGGAUAAUAUACAUAUUCCUAUACUCCUUCAAAGGAUUUAUAUAUUGAAGGUGAUUUUCAAAAUGGAUCUGCAGAUUUAGGAAAUGCAUAUACUAAAGAAUCCUCAUAACAUUCUUCAACACAUUUAUUUGGACAAGACACUCCAAAUAUAAUAUAAUGCCAGAUAUUUUAGAUAAUAUUUAAAUGGUGGUGA
Messenger RNA from Paramecium sonneborni, 1227 nucleotides. NCBI's taxonomy places the organism in Eukaryota, Ciliophora, Oligohymenophorea, Peniculida, Parameciidae. The record is from the annotation of a GenBank genome assembly.